This is a messenger RNA of Manis javanica (Malayan pangolin), 8820 nucleotides long. RefSeq names its product leucine rich repeats and calponin homology domain containing 1 (gene LRCH1). The record is from RefSeq and is a predicted model, not a curated record. Gene Ontology annotation, molecular function: protein binding. Gene Ontology annotation, cellular component: cytoplasm. NCBI's taxonomy places the organism in Eukaryota, Metazoa, Chordata, Mammalia, Pholidota, Manidae.
UCCUGGGGACAGGAAACCUUCGCGACCGAGCUGCCACUGCCGCCUCCCCGUCCGCCCCCCACUCCGCGCGCUUGCCACACCCUCUUCUUCCAGCAUCCUGCUUGGAGCACUGCAGGCUCUCGGCCGAGCUGCCGUAUCCCCCUCCCGGGGGAAAGCUGUGACCCCCUCCCCGCAGGAGCGGCGGGGCGGGGUUGGGGGGGGGGUGCGGGAGAAGAUGGCGACGCCGGGAAGCGAACCCCAGCCUUUCGUUCCUGCCCUCCCGGUGGCUACUCUGCACCCACAUCAUCAUCCCCACCACCAGCACCAUCAAUACCACGCAGGAACCGGGUCCAGCGGCGGGGUCGGGGGAGGCGGCGGCGGCGGCGGCGGCGGCGGGGUCUUCAACCUGCCCUUGAACCGGGGGCUCGAGCGCGCCCUGGAGGAAGCGGCCAACUCCGGGGGGCUGAACCUCAGCGCCAGGAAAUUGAAGGAGUUUCCCAGGACAGCAGCCCCUGGGCACGACCUCUCUGAUACCGUGCAGGCAGAUUUAUCUAAAAACAGACUGGUUGAAGUCCCAAUGGAAUUGUGCCAUUUUGUAUCACUGGAAAUUCUUAAUUUGUAUCAUAAUUGUAUCAAAGUCAUUCCUGAGGCCAUCAUUAAUUUGCAGAUGCUGACUUACUUAAACUUAAGUCGAAAUCAGCUGUCGGCCCUGCCUGCCUGCCUCUGUGGUUUGCCUCUCAAAGUCUUAAUUGCAAGUAACAACAAACUUGGAUCACUGCCAGAAGAGAUAGGUCAGCUCAAACAGUUAAUGGAGUUGGAUGUCAGCUGCAACGAGAUCACAGCCUUGCCCCAGCAGAUAGGUCAAUUGAAAUCGCUCCGAGAACUGAAUGUCAGAAGAAAUUACCUUAAAGUUUUACCACAAGAACUAGUAGAUCUUCCCUUGGUAAAGUUUGACUUUUCCUGCAAUAAAGUGCUCGUGAUUCCCAUUUGUUUUAGAGAGAUGAAGCAGCUGCAAAUAUUACUACUCGAGAAUAACCCUUUGCAGUCUCCUCCAGCACAGAUUUGCACAAAGGGGAAAGUGCACAUAUUCAAGUAUCUGAGCAUACAAGCAUGCCAAAUUAAGACAACUGACUCCCUUUAUCUCCACACAAUGGAGAGGCCACAUUUACACCAGCACGUGGAAGACAGCAAGAAGGAUUCUGAUUCAGGUGUUGGAAGUGAUAAUGGAGAUAAACGAUUAUCUGCUACAGAGCCUUCUGAUGAAGACACUGUUAGCCUCAAUGUGCCCAUGUCAAAUAUCAUGGAAGAGGAACAGAUCAUCAAGGAGGACUCACACCAUCGCCUUAGCCCAGUUAAAGGGGGAUUUCAUCAACUGGAUCCUUCCCUUUUGGGUGACAAUGAAACCUCAGGAGAAGAGAGAGCCCAAUUUACUGGUGGAAGAGCUGUUCUCCAUUCAGAAUUCAUAAACUAUAUUAAGGAUCGAGCUGAGGACUGUGAGGAACUAUUGCGGAUAGAAGAGGACGCACACUGGCAAUCUGAGGGGCUAAUAAGUUCAUCCAAAGACCACGACAUGGACCUAGAGAUGAUUGAACAGCUGAGAGAAGCAGUAGAUUUGCUGCAGGAACCUAAUAGAAUAAGCACAGAUGUUGCAGACAGAAGUGUUGUAAAUUUCUAUCCUACGGAAUCAGCAGAAGCCUUAGAUUUACAAGAUGCUUCAAUAAAUGGUCCGGUGCAGCUGGAGACACCCCCUGUGUGUGAGGUGCAAAAUGAUCUAACAUUAGAGAGUAAUGGGAACGAGUAUUCUCCAAAUGAGAUUAGAGAGAGCUCCCCUGCAGUCUCUCCUACCAGCAACAGCACAGCUCCGUUUGGCCUGAAGCCUCGAUCAGACCCAGCCCUCACUCUCCCUCCUAUCUCCUUCAACAAACUUACACAGGCACAGACAUGGGACAACUCUAGCUACAGUGUUCCAUCUGAAGGAGACAGUGACAAUGUGUUUAUAAGACCUCAGAGAAAUUUGGAAUCUAUAGACCCACAGUUUACAAUUCGGAGGAAAAUGGAGCAGAUGAGAGAAGAAAAAGAACUGGUGGAACAACUCCGUGAGAGCAUCGAGAUGAGACUCAAGGUCAGCCUGCAUGAAGACCUGGGGGCCGCACUCAUGGACGGCGUCGUGCUCUGCCACCUGGUCAAUCACAUCCGCCCUCGGUCCGUCGCAAGCAUCCAUGUCCCCUCACCAGCAGUUCCCAAACUUAGCAUGGCCAAAUGCAGAAGAAAUGUGGAAAACUUUUUGGAAGCAUGCCGGAAAUUAGGAGUACCGGAGGCUGACCUCUGCUCUCCGUAUGACAUCCUGCAGUUGGAUUUUCGUCACAUUCGAAAGACUGUUGACACUCUGCUGGCACACGGGGAGAAACCCCCACAACCAACUUCUACCCUCCGCUCCAGGGACCUUAUAAGCUUUUGUCUUGUCCAUAUUCUCUUUAUAGUGCUGAUCUAUAUCACUUACCGCUGCAAUGUUCUGCCCGCAUAAUGUCUGCAUGUGUGUCCAAACACGCCGCUGUGUCACCCUGAUCCAUUCCAGGGUCCUUCCUUCAUCUGAGCCUUGCCUUGCAAACUGCCAUCCCUGUCAUCUCUUUAGUAAUCUCUUGAGUUUUGAAGCUGAACUUUUACAAAUCACAUUUUACAAAAGCAGACACUUUAUAGAAUGCAGUUCCUGUUGAAUAAUUUCUCUCACUUACUGAAAAGCAGUGCAGUAAAGCGUAUCUAUAACUCAUGCUUCCUCAUUCACAUGGUGCCGGCAGCAGUGUUAUGCAGUUCCUCUUCUCUCUCUCCCAGCGAGCUUAACUGCCCUGGGUAGAGUGCAAGAAGGUUCUAGAACAGGAGCAGAGGGGAUUUAGCACAUGGAAAUCUUUCCUUUAAGUCAGUAUUUAAGUCGAAUCCUAAUUCAGGACUGGGCAAUUGAGCUGUACAGGGGCUGCCUUGCAGAGGAGACAGAAAACCAACAUUUUUGGCUCAAUUUGCUCCAUAAAAAUCUUAAUAUCACUAUUGACCAAGUUGAAAAGUACCAUUGGAGAAUGACUGCUUUGCUGGCCAUUCAGUUGGAUUACACCGUUUCCUUCAAUGCGAGUUGUGAAGGAGCCGCAGGGCUGGUUGCGGCCCACUUCCACCCUGAACAAGCGAGCCCCUCUGCCGGCCUGCUUGAGGCAAAGCUAUGCAGGAGGGUCCUACUGCCCUUAGAGCGCCACCUGAAGGAUUUCACUUGCACACCACUUUAUGUAUAUUUUUACAGCCUACUUGUUAGGUCUCUUCUGAGGCACUUAGAAAAGCAUUUUCCAGAAGGGGUUUCUGUUUUUAAAUAACGUAAUAGGUUGUUUUGCUUCUGUGCCACAUCACAUCAUAACUUCAGGUUCAGAUUGUGAUGGAUUUGACUGUAUUCGCUUUCGAAUAAAGCCAUGAGUCAUGGGACAUUCUUGGUCCUGGGGCUUGGGUCACUAUGGCAGAAGCCAGUAAUAAGAUUGCGCUUAUUUUAGAAGAAUGUAGUUUCUCUAAUGACUUGAAAUUUCCAUUUAACCUUUGAUUUCCAGUUUUCAGUUUUAAGAUUAAUGGUUUAUGUAUUAACUGUCCACUUCUGAAGCAAAAGUGAUCAGUUUGUAAUUAAAAGAAAAAACCAUUAGAAUAUUAUACAUGCUGAGAUAUUUUUAAAAGAUGUUUUUUUCUAGUAGAGAAGGCCCUGCAUCAACAUUAAGGCAGUCUCCCCUAAGGUCAGUUUACAUUUGCUUGCCAGGUAAUAUUUCUUAAAUUGGAGAGAUGAUGGAGUUAACUUCAUGAUAAAUUUCUAGUUUGCUGAGAUGCAAACAGUCUUCAUAGACACUAUGAAGAAGAUAAUUUUAUUUUUCUGAACAUGUCCAGAGGGCCUGAGAAUAUGGAAAAGCUUAGAUAGUUAGAAGAGUAUAUUUAUAAUGAUUCUUUGUUGCUAAAACAGAUCAGCUAUUCUAGCAGGAAACAUUCUUUACAUGAUAAUAUCUUGAGUUAACUGAGCUUUUUCCUCCUGAUUUCAUGGUGAUUGGUGAAAUACAGAGUAUGAGUAAGUUAUUAAUUAAACCAAGUUGUAUUAAGUAACCUGCAGAAUGUACAGAACUGCCUUGGGUGCUAUCUUGUAUUCAUCAGUCUGUAACACAAUAAAAUCCCUUUGUAUGAUGUCUCACAAGCAGCCUGAGCCAGAAGUUGCUUAGUAAUGCAUUUUGGGUGUCCAAGUCUUUGUCAGCCCGCUGUUAGGGUGAUCUGUGCGUGCCCUGAUUGGCUCUCAGCGGUUCUACCUGGCUCUGCGGUGCAGUGGGGCUUCCCUUUAAUAAUCACCACUGGGUUUUUCCUCUUCUGUAUGGAUACCAAAAGGGAAGAAGUGAGGGGACUUACUGGUGGCCACCUGAAAGAACAUUCUGUCAAUAAAAACUGAGUAGAACAGUUAGAUGAGAUCAGAUGUAAUUUUCAGUGCUGACUUGGCUUGUUCUCCAGCUGCAUUCAUGUCUCAGUUCUUUGCACGCCCUUUGGUUACUCCUGUCGUUAGUGUUUCUGUGUACUAAUGUGCUGCUCCUCUCGGAGUCUGUUGGAUGGUAUUUUCUCAUCAAGGAGCAUGGUAACUGGCGAAGAACAAUUAAUUUAGUCCUUUUGGCAACACUUUGAAUGUUUUGCCCAUUGUCAAGCUGUUCAUUUCUUUCCAGAAUAUUAAGCCCUUCCAUGUUUUUUUCCCAAGGCACCCACACAUCAGCUCAUAUGCUAGUUUGCUGCCUGUCAUUGCAGCGUGACUGGGGAGACCUGGCUGGCCUACUUGUCCUCUGAGAAGUGGUCAGGAAGUUAGUUGUGUGAUUUAUGUGUGCAUACUAAAUCUCCUUCCUCUCAAAAAAAAGGACAGUUUUUCAGUACUCUCUUCCAGUGUCUGAUAAAAAGAAUCACUUACUCAUUUACAUUUUCUUUUUGGUAUAGAUAGAUCUAUAUGAAAUAGAAGGUUCUCUUUCUCGAGUUUCUCCAAUUGGUGGCAACUCUCCAGUGUCAGGAUUUCCACAAUGUGUGACAAUUAAUUUCUAUUAAUUCCUUCUAUUUAUGGAUUUGUGGUUCUAUGUGGCUCACUGUUCUAGUGAAAGACAUUCGUGAAAUGGGGCUGAUGGAAAGGGGCUUUCAGAACUCAGAAGAUAACUGAGUAGGAAUUUCAUCCUUGAGAGUAGAUAGAUAAAUCCUGCUGCCAUUUAUGUGAGUAAGAAAUUAAAUUUAGCACAUGGUGCCUAGUGUUAUCUCUCUAAAAUCCAUGCUGGUUCCUGUCACAAGGACAGAAGUCGUAAGACUAAGGGCAUAUUACCUGGACAGUAAAAGAGACAGACAACAGAUUAAAACUUCAGGAACCUGAAAGUAAUUUUGGAUUAGUUGAAAAAUAUUUUAAUUAAUUUUAUUUCAGGAGAUUUUGUUUUUAAAAGGAGGCUGCAGAUUUUAAAAUUAGUUCACAAUAAAUAAUCAGUUAAGUAUAUAGAAUGUGUACUUUUUUUUUCUUCUUUAAGACUGUCAGGGUCCGGUUCCUUAGCUUUCACUGCGAUUUUGUUCCUGCUUGUGUUCCUUCAUUCAUGCUUCAAAUACUGAAUGAGCAAUCUUUGUGCAAAGCUCUGUGGUAGGCCUUGGGGAUAAAAAGGUGACCAUGACACAUGACCCUGUCCUCAAAAAACUUAUAAUCUAGACAACUUUUUCUGUGAAGUGCCAGAUAGUAAAUAUGUUAGGCCUUGUGGGCCAUACCAUCUCUGUUACGACUACUCAAUUACUGUUGUGGUGUAAAAGCAGCCAUAGAGGAUUUGUAAAUAAAUGGGUGUGGCUGUGUUACAAUAAAACUUUAUUUACAAAAGCAGGCUCUGGGCUGGACUAACCUGCAGGCUGUUAGUGUUUGGACCCUUAACUAGUAGAUCCAGUGAACAAAUAAGGAAUUGAAUAUGAUAAGGAUGUGUGGUAGAUUGGGUACAAGAUUUCUGUAAAACCUGUGGAAAGAAGACCUUCCCUGAUAACAAUGGGUAUCUGUGAGGCCUUCUUGGAACUGUGAUAUUCGCACUGAGACCUAAAAUAUGUGUAGGAAUAGUCAGACGGAUGGGGUGUGGGUUAAGGAGGUGAGAGGAGGGCAUAUGGUGUGGAGAAUGAAGUGUUAAGGCCUAGAAGGUAGCAUGGCUGGAAAGCAGAGUAUCAAAUGGGAGAGGGACAAGAGAUCCUCUCAGUCCGUAAAAGUGUGACAUGGUCUCCACUUUAUAUUAGAAUAAACUGGUUCUUGGAGAGCUCAUGUGGCAGAUCAGGAACUUGAAGCUCUUUUAUGUUAAAAAAUGCUGACCAUUUUGUUUUAAGGUUCAAUCCAUUUAGUGGGAGGAAUUUACAUUUUAGAAACAGUUUGAACAAUAUGAAUAACAUGCUAACAUAAAUGACUUCAUUUCAGUCUAGCAGCUGCCCUGGAGGUAGGCAUGGGGCUGUUUAAGAGCAUAAGAAACUAUAGAAAGAGGAUAGCUAGCCAGAGGCUGCUAUCCGCCUGCUGUCACAGGCAUUUUCUUCCAGGACAGGUGUCUGUCCCUCACUGCAUGAGAAGCCAACUGAGCUACUGGCAGAGCUAAUACCUUUUACUGAAUUGAGGGUGCUCUGAUCCCCACCUGACACUGAAUUCUGUGGGAACUUGCCUCAGUAGGACUCCAAGGGUUUGGGGCCUCUUCCUGCCUCAUGGGCACAGACAUAUACUCUCUUGUUAAUCAAGGAAUUUGUGGGAAGCAGCAUGAAGUCUUGGGAAAAGCCCAAGUUCUAAGACUGAGAUAUGUUCAGAUCCAAGUUCCAGUACUUACCAACUGUGCGGCUUUAACAAAGUUACUUAAACUCUCUAUGUCUUAGAUUUCUCAUCUGUAAAACAGAGAUAUAAUAUCUACCUUACAGGGUUGUCAUAAAGAAGUAACCAGUGCAGAUCUGUAGCAUUGGUGAUGGGUAUUUAGGAGGUGCCCUGGAAGUCUUACCAAGUUAGCAUUUAGUCUUUAUGGCUUGUUCUCCUUUGCCCUGUUUCCUGUGACUCUGAAGAAGGGUGGGUGAGGGGAUGUGAGUGAACCUCAUUAAUGCCACUAUUGGAGAAGCAACACAAAGAAUGAGUUCUUCAGAGGGGAUCAGAAGUAUUAUUUUUAUGCAAGAUACUACUUUAUGACUGUUCUGUGCUUUGAAAGGAAACACAACAAAAGAAGCUCAUGGCUAUACUAGAACAGUCUGUUGCCACAUUCUCAAGGAUCCUCUAACAGUGAAAUUUAAAUUCGUUUAAAGUCAGUGUAAAUAUAGAGUGAUUUCUGACAGUAAUCAAAAUUGUGUUGCCCUGGUACAUAAAAGUAGAUAUAGCCUAAUUAAAUAGACUAGAAAGCCCAGAAAUAACCCCUCAUGUACAUGGAAAUGAUCCUCAACAAGGGGAUCAGGAACACACACUUGGGGUAGGACAGUUUCUUUCACAAAGGGUUUGGGAGAACUGGAAUUCACAUGCAAAAGAAUAAGUUGAACCCUUAUACCAUAUUCAAAAAUUUAAUCAAAUGGAUUGAAGACCUACAUGUCAAUCUACAAACCAUGGAACUUUAACAAAAAGUAGCGGAAGUUUCAAGAUAUUAGAGUUGGCAAUGAUUUCCUAGAUAUGACACUAAAAUCACAACUAACAAAAGCCAAAAUAGACAAAUGAUACUAAAUCAAUGGAAAACUGUGCAUGAAAGGACACAAGUGACAGAGUAAAAGGGAAAUCUAUAGGAUGGGAGAAAAUAUUUUAAAAAGAAGAAAAACAUAUGUAGGGUAGUUUCUGCUUCUGCUCCUUCUGAUGCCAGCUUCUAGCUCACUUCAGGGUUCCCUUCUCUCACCACAUGGGAUAUGCAGUGACAGGACUAGUGCAAUGGAGAGUGACCUUCUUGUUGUCCUCGCUGCCCUCCCCAUUUCUGGCAGGCUGCCCUUGCUCACCCUGUCAGUCAGUACUUCAGAGCAGUCUUCACCACAGACCUGUGAUAAAAGAACAGUCUUCUUUGGUCCCUCCAUCCCCAUCAGAGUUCUCUAGGUUUCUUCGGGGGGUCUGAGUAAAAGGAGAAGCCGGGAAGGUUGUGCAGAGGACCUUUUUAUGUUGGCUCUUUACACCUCGUCACCAACUGUAAGAGUGGAAGGGAGAAUCUUGGCCUCUGCACCUGAUUUAGGAGUGAGGAGACCGGAAAGGUCAGAAAUCGGCUGCUUGGAAAAACAAAGGUCUGGGAGACAAGAUUCUCUAAACUAACUCAGUCGGUGACCUCUCCACAAAGUCCUGCUAGCGGGAGGCAGAGGCCUCAGUGCCUAGCGCCCUCCUGUCCCUGUCUCUGUGGAGCCCUCAGCCCUUCCCAACCAUGAGCUCUGUCUUCCAACCUCUGUGGACCCUUGGAGCCACCUCUCAUCAGUGGGACCAGGGCAGUCAUCAUGGACUCUUUAAAUUCACAUCUCAGCAGGACUCAGGAUAGGGCGUCUAGUCCCAUAAAGCCAUGUUGCACCCUGAGAUUAGGCCCUGUGGAAAUAUUGCUACUAGAUCAGGAACAUUUGGGAUGGAACAUAAGUAAACACUGAGGUCAAGAAGCAAAAUGUCUUGUUUUUAAAUUUCUAUUUGUAUUCUUUGCCCAGUGCUCUCCUACUCUUGAUCUACUGUUUUCUCACUGGCUUGUGGAGCUUAUGUAUCAUAACAUCCUUUGUAAUUUGAUGCAAAAAUAUUUAGUUUGUUGUUUAUAUUUUAAUUAAUUUGGGUUUUUUGACAUGCAGAAGCUUUAAACGUUAAGGCAAUCAAUUGUUUCUAUCUUUCCCUUUGUAAUUUCUUUA